GUUUUAUAUUUUUAUGGGUAGAAAAAAUAGAGAUUUAUCUUAUUUGAAACCAUUUUGUUUUUACUGUGAUAAAACAUUUAAAAAUGAAGUGUAUUUGCAUUAGCAUUAAAAAGCAAAACAUUUUACUUGUUAAAGAUGUUUCAAAAAGUUUUCAUCUUGUGAUUCAUUAAAAAAUCAUGUAGAAUCAGCUCAUCAUGAAGUUUUAACUAAGUAUUUAUCUAUAUUAUUGUUUAUUUUAGAAUUCCUAAUGCCACUGGUGAUAGAAGUGAUAUUAAAAAUAAAAUUUUUGGAAUGCAAGGAGUACCCAGAGUAGAAAUUGAAAAAAGAAUUAGAAAAGGAGCUGAAGAAUAUUGGACUAAAAUAUUAAGUGCUCAAUAUUAAUAAAGAAGAAAAGAGAAUAAAUAAAGAAUGAAGUAAAACAGGGAAAUAAAUAAAAAAGAAAUUUAAUAAGAUGCCAAAAUUGAUGUAAAACAUUAAUUUUAUUUUUAGAAUGAAAAAGAAGAUAUUGUGUAACAUGAAUAUAAUCCAGAAGCUAAACCCAUCAGUUUUGAUCUAAAUUAUGAACAAUUACAAAAAUAAUGAUGAAUUAUAUAACUCAUCCAGCAG
Molecule: messenger RNA, 606 nt
Organism: Paramecium sonneborni
Lineage: Eukaryota; Ciliophora; Oligohymenophorea; Peniculida; Parameciidae
Source: the annotation of a GenBank genome assembly